AAUGGCUCCCUUAAGGAUUGAACUUACAACCUUGUUUUUAGCAGACCAAAGCUCAAACCACUGAGCUUUCUACAUUUACAUGGCUAGUUGAGGACUCAUUCUGAAAGUACUUUUAUGGCCACUGUCACUCUAGUAUUUGAGCGGCUCCCAGGCAUUUAUGGAUUUAUCCUCAGAACAUCUCUGUGAGGAAUAAGUCUGCAUUUCUUAAUGCUGGAUGUACUGGCCACUUGCUUCAGACUAAGGAGGACUGGCUCUGCUUUGGAAUAUGGUGCCUAACUUCUGUGUCCCAGUAUGCAUUGUGCCAGCAGUAGUUCUGUGCUGCUUGAUGCCUUCAACGGAGGCAGACAGCAAGCCAAGCUUUAUGAAAGCUCCCGAAGAUCAGAUUGGGAUUUCUGGAGGAGUGGCCUCGUUUGUGUGCCAGGCAACAGGAGAGCCCAAGCCUCGCAUCACAUGGAUGAAGAAAGGGAAGAAGGUCAGCUCCCAGCGGUUUGAGGUUAUUGAGUUCGAUGAUGGGUCAGGAUCAGUUCUCCGGAUUCAACCCCUGCGUGUUCAUCGAGAUGAAGCAAUCUAUGAGUGCACUGCAACAAACAGUGUUGGGGAAAUAAACACCAGUGCCAAAUUAACAGUGUUAGAAGAAGAUCACCUCCCAGCCGGUUUUCCAACCAUUGACAUGGGCCCGCAGCUGAAGGUGGUAGAAAAGGCCCGCACAGCCACUAUGCUCUGCGCUGCCAGUGGCAACCCCGAUCCUGAAAUCUCUUGGUUCAAGGACUUCCUUCCUGUGGAUACAGCAACUAGUAAUGGACGAAUCAAGCAACUCCGUUCAGGUGGUACACCAAUCAGAGGGGCUCUGCAAAUAGAGAAUAGCGAGGAGUCAGACCAAGGCAAAUAUGAAUGUGUUGCAACCAACAGUGCAGGAACCCGCUACUCUGCUCCGGCUAACCUUUACGUUCGAGUGCGGCGUGUCGCACCUCGAUUCUCGAUCCCUCCCAGCAACCACGAGGUGAUGCCUGGGGGGAGCGUGAACCUCACGUGUGUGGCAGUGGGCGCACCAAUGCCCUACGUGAAGUGGAUGGCUGGCGUGGAGGAACUGACCAAAGAAGAUGAGAUGCCUGUCGGCAGGAAUGUCCUGGAGUUGAACAACAUUGUGCAGUCUGCCAGCUACACCUGCGUGGCCAUGUCCUCUCUAGGCAUGAUCGAAGCCACGGCCCAGAUCACUGUCAAAGCGCUGCCGAAGCCACCGACGGAGCCACUAGUGACUGAGACAACAGCCACCAGCGUGACCCUCACCUGGGACUCUGGCAACUCAGACCCCAUCUCUUACUAUGUCAUCCAGUACAAGCCCAAGUCCUGGGAGGGCCUGUUUCAGGAGGUGGACGGCGUAGCGACAACCCGCUAUAGCAUUGGUGGCCUCAGCCCGUUCUCGGAGUACGAGUUCCGCAUCAUUGCCGUCAAUAACAUCGGCCGGGGGCCUCCUAGCGAACUGGUGGAGGCACGGACCGGAGAGCAGGCUCCUUCCAGCCCACCCCUGAAGGUCCAGGCACGGAUGCUGAGUGCCAGCACCAUGCUUGUUCAGUGGGAGCAGCCUGAGGAGCCCAACGGACAGAUCCGAGGGUACCGGGUUUACUACACGACGGACCCCCAUCUGCCUCUGAGCAUGUGGCAGAAACACAACACAGACGACAGUCACCUCACCACUGUGGGCAGCCUGAUAACAGGGACCACCUACAGCAUCCGUGUCUUGGCCUUCACCUCCGUGGGCGAUGGGCCUCCCUCUGACAUCAUCCAGGUCAAAACACAGCAGGGGGUUCCAGCCCAGCCAGCUGAUUUCCAGGCAGAGGCAGAGUCUGAUACCCGGAUUCUGCUGACGUGGCUCCCGGCCUCACAGGAGCGCAUUACAAAAUACGAGCUGCUGUACUGGGAAGGAGAGGAUGGGAGUCAGCGCAAGGUGAACUUUGACCCAAGCUCAUCGUACGCAGUGGAAGGUCUCAAGCCUGACACACUGUACAAGUUCCAGCUGGGAGCCCGUUCAGAGCUGGGGCUCGGGGUGUACACCCCAGUUCUAGAAGCCAGAACUGCCCAAUCCACCCCUUCCGCCCCACCCCAAGAGGUCGAGUGUGUAAGCACCAGCUCCACUACCAUCCGGGUAAGUUGGGUGCCACCGCCUGCUCAGAGCCGCAAUGGGGUCAUCACGCAGUACUCCAUUGCCUACCAGGCGGUGGACGCAGAGGACGGCGCCAAGCACGUAGUGGAUGGAAUUGGACGGGAGCGCUCCAGCUGGGAGAUCAAGGACCUGGAGAAAUGGACAGAGUACAAGGUGUGGGUACGGGCCCACACAGAUGUGGGGCCUGGACCGGAGAGCUCCCCGGUGCAUGUGCGCACUGAUGAGGACGUGCCCAGCGCCCCACCACGAAAGGUGGAGGUGGAGUCUCUGAAUUCAACAGCCAUCCGGGUCAGCUGGAAACUGCCACUCUCCAACAAGCAGCAUGGACAGAUCCGGGGAUACCAGGUCACUUAUGUGAAGCUGGAAAACAAUGAACCGCGAGGGCAGCCUGUUAUCAAAGAUGUCAUGUUAGCAGAGGCCCAGUGGAGGGCUGAGGACUCCAUCGACCAUGAAACCAUCAUAGGAGGCCUUCUACCUGAAACCACCUAUUCCAUCACCGUCGCAGCCUAUACCACCAAAGGAGAUGGUGCACGCAGCAAACCCAAAGUCGUCACUACGACAGGAGCAGUCCCGGGCAAGCCCUCCAUGCUGAUUAGCACGACAGCUAUGAACACAGCUCUCAUCCAGUGGCACCCCCCAAAGGAGAUGGUCGGGGAGCUGCUGGGGUACCGGCUGCAGUACAAACGCACCGACGAGGAGAAGAUGAACAUCAUGGACUUUGAGAAGAAUGUCCAUCACUACACUGUGACCAGCCUACACAAAGGUGCCACCUACAUCUUCAAACUGUCUGCCAAGAACAGAGCCGGUCCAGGGGAGGAGUUCGAGAAGGAGAUCACCACGACAGAGGACGUGCCCAGUGGCUUCCCGCAGAACCUGCGUGUGGUGGGGCUCACUACCUCCACCACAGAGGUGGCCUGGGACCCCCCAGUGUUGGCGGAGCGAAAUGGGAGAAUUACCAACUACACAGUUAUGUACAGAGAUAUCAACAGCCAGCAGGAGCUGACCAACAUCACCAGGGAGACGAGCAUCGUGCUGACCAACCUCAGACCUGACACUACCUAUGACAUCAAAGUGAGGGCCUGCAACAGCAAGGGGGUGGGGCCUCUCAGCCCCAGCAUCCAGUCCCGGACCAUGCCUGUUGAGCAAGUGUUUGCUAAGAACUUUCGCGUCAACGCUGUGAUGAAAACGUCUGUGUUGCUGAGCUGGGAAGUGCCUGACUCCUACAAGUCUGCGGUGCCUUUCAAGAUCCUGUACAACAGCCAGAGUGUGGAGGUGGAUGGCCAUUCGAUGAAGAAGCUCAUAAGCGACCUUCAGCCAGAUACAGAGUAUUCCUUUGUGCUAAUGAACCGUGGCAGCAGCGCUGGUGGGCUCCAGCACCGGGUAUCUAUUCACACGGCUCCUGAUGUCUUGCAGAGCAAACCCAUCUCCACAAACAAAUACAUGCAGGAAGGAAAGUUCACCCUCACCCUUCCCAAAGUCCAGACCUCAGCGCCAGUUAGGUGGUACUAUAUUGUGGUUGUGCCAGUAGAUCAAAGCACCAGCAGCCGCACGGCCAGGUGGCGGACGCCUGAUGAGAUGGAGCUGGACCAGUUACUGGAGGCCAUCAGCCAGGGCAGGCGCCAGCGGCGUCAGGCAGACAGGCUGAAACCCUAUAUUGCUGCUCUAGUGGACAUGUUGCCAGAGACCUUCACCUUGGGAGACGAGAAGACCUACAAGGGCUUCUACAACAAGCCACUCUCUGAGGAUCUGAGCUAUCGCUGCUUUGUGCUGGCGUCGCUGGAGGACGGCGAGACGAAGAGGUAUGCAGCCAGCCCCUACUCGGAUGAGAUUGUGAUGGAAGUGUCUUCAGCGAAGCAGCAGGAUGAGCCCGAGAUGCUGUGGGUGAUGGGACCAGUGCUGGCUGUUAUAUUAAUCAUCAUCAUCGUCAUUGCUAUCCUGCUCUUCAAAAGGAAAAGAGCCAACUCCCCCUCGUCCAAGGACGAGCACUCCAUUGGCCUCAAGGACUCCCUGCUGGCUCACUCCUCCGACCCUGUCGAGAUGAGGCGCCUCAAUUACCAGACCCCAGGUUCCAGUGUCCCCAGUUGCCCGAAUAUCUCAAGUAUGCGAGACCACCCGCCAAUCCCGGUGACGGAUCUCGCUGACAACAUCGACAGGCUGAAGGCCAACGACGGGCUGAGGUUCUCCCAGGAGUACGAGUCCAUCGAUCCAGGGCAGCAGUUCACCUGGGAGAACUCCAACCUGGAAGUGAAUAAACCAAAAAACCGCUAUGCAAACGUGAUCGCCUACGACCACUCACGGGUCAUCCUGACCUCUGUCGAUGGGGUGCCCGGCAGUGACUACAUCAACGCGAACUACAUCGAUGGGUACCGGAAGCAGAAUGCUUACAUCGCCACGCAGGGGCCGCUGCCAGAGACGCUCAGCGACUUCUGGAGGAUGGUGUGGGAGCAGAGGACAGCGACCAUAGUCAUGAUGACCCGGCUGGAGGAGAAAUCCCGGGUGAAAUGUGACCAGUACUGGCCAGGCCGGGGCACAGAGACCUACGGGCUGAUUCAGGUGACCCUGCUGGACACCGUCGAACUAGCUACCUACACCGUCCGGACGUUUGCACUCUACAAGAAUGGCUCCAGCGAGAAGCGGGAGUUACGCCAGUUCCAGUUCAUGGCGUGGCCGGAUCAUGGGGUGCCAGAGUACCCCACCCCCAUCCUCGCCUUCCUGCGCCGGGUGAAAGCCUGUAACCCCCUUGACGCUGGGCCCAUGGUUGUCCACUGCAGCGCUGGCGUGGGCAGGACGGGCUGCUUCAUUGUCAUCGACGCCAUGCUGGAGAGGAUGAAGCAUGAGAAGACGGUCGACAUCUAUGGCCACGUGACGUGCAUGAGAUCUCAGCGUAACUACAUGGUGCAGACCGAGGACCAAUACAUCUUCAUCCACGAGUCCUUGCUGGAGGCAGCUACCUGCGGCAACACCGAGGUGCCCGCCCGCAACCUCUUUGCUCACCUCCAGAAGCUGAGCCAGGUGCCCCCGGGUGAGAGCGUCACUGCAAUGGAGCUGGAAUUCAAGCUCCUGGCCAACUCCAAAGCACAUACCUCGCGGUUCAUCAGUGCCAACCUUCCAUGCAACAAGUUUAAGAAUCGCCUGGUGAACAUCAUGCCAUACGAGCUGACCAGAGUCUGCCUGCAGCCCAUCCGUGGAGUCGAGGGCUCUGAUUACAUCAACGCCAGCUUCAUAGACGGCUACAGGCAGCAGAAAGCCUACAUUGCCACGCAGGGGCCCCUGGCGGAGACCACGGAGGAUUUCUGGCGUAUGCUCUGGGAGCACAACUCCACCAUCGUGGUGAUGCUGACCAAGCUGCGCGAGAUGGGCCGGGAAAAGUGCCACCAGUACUGGCCGGCGGAGCGCUCGGCCCGCUACCAGUACUUCGUGGUGGACCCCAUGGCAGAGUACAACAUGCCCCAGUACAUCCUCCGUGAGUUCAAGGUCACCGACGCCAGGGAUGGGCAGUCGCGGACCAUCCGCCAGUUCCAGUUCACGGACUGGCCCGAGCAGGGGGUGCCGAAGACGGGCGAGGGCUUCAUCGACUUCAUCGGGCAGGUGCACAAAACCAAGGAGCAGUUUGGCCAGGAUGGGCCCAUCACAGUGCACUGCAGCGCUGGGGUCGGGCGCACUGGAGUGUUCAUCACGCUCAGCAUUGUCCUGGAGCGCAUGCGCUACGAAGGGGUGGUUGACAUGUUCCAGACGGUGAAGACCUUGCGAACGCAGCGACCAGCCAUGGUGCAGACAGAGGACCAGUACCAGCUGUGCUACAGGGCAGCGCUGGAGUAUCUCGGCAGCUUCGACCACUAUGCAACGUAGCUAGUGCUUCCCCCAGUCACAGUGGGAAUGUCUAGGAGCGGAGAGAGUCCUCCUGAGCCACAGCUGCCAUUCUUCAGUCCUGUACAGACGCUGCUGCUGCCGAGGCAGCAGACCUCCCAUGGCCGACCAAAUCUGACCACUGCAUUCAGGAGCAUCGCCCUGUGCUGAGCAAGGGAGUCCGACUCCAGCGGCAUUUCCAGUGUCCCGUCAAACGUCUGCUCACUUGUCUCCCUCUCGGCCCCCUCACGCGACUGCAUUUCACAGACAGGCUUUAGGUGGAUGGAACGGGAUCUUUUUUUAUCUGUAAAAUAGUUACUCGUGUUUUUAUAAUCCUUUCUCUUCGUUUGCUAGUCUUACCGUCUGGCUGGGGCAGAGCUGGGUCUGUCAGGCCUUCUGGGGGUUCCUUUCCUGUUGCCUGUUUCCCCUUCUCCUGUGUUCGGAUCCACCCCUGCCUUUGGUGCUGCCCAUUUUAGUGCAGCCACUUGGAGACCCCAGCAGUGACUGGCUCACAGUUCCAGACCCUCCAUUCCCCAUAGGCUGCUUGUAACCCUCUGUAGAAUAGAAACGUUCACCGAACCGGAGCUAAGCUACUGAUGAUUUCAUUAGCUGUUUCCCCUUAUUUCCUGGUGGGGGAAGGGACUUGGGGUCGCGGGAGAGACAAUUCCAUCGCAAGCUCGAAACUGGUCAGUCCUAUUCAAGUGCGUGUUAACCCAAUCAGUGCCCAUGUGUGUUGGCAGCUCCCAAUCUGACGUGACUUGUCGGGAGACCCAAAAUCCCAGACUCCUGGCCUGGGGGCCUCUCUGUGUCUCACUGGGGAUGGGGCAGGAAGGCAGCAGAAGCCGACCACAGUGUGUCCCUUUCUGCUCGUGCUGCGGUGGUGGGUGUGCAGGCAGCUGUCACCAAUGAAUGCAUCACCACAUUUCCAAAGGGAAGGAGCACAAUUCUAGCAGCUCCCACAAGGGGGCUGCGGGGGCUAUUUUUGGAAAAUGGGGUACGUCAGGGAAGGGGCAGCGGGGGAGGGGGGACAUGUUUUCGGAGGUUGGGUGUAUCUAUGAUUUCUGCUAUCUUGCAAAUGUUUAAAGUCAUUAGAAUAUUGUACUUUCGGCUACUUCAGGACGUUCUAAUGAACCAAUGUGGCAAGUCUACUGGACUUAAUUUAAUGGUACUAUAUCUUACUACUCCUUAUCCUAUCGCGCUGGCACUAAAGACGGGCUAGCUGCCCUCUCGGGUGCACAGAGUUCUCAGUAAAGGUGGUGGGAGGGUGGCUAAUUGUAUUAUCGAAUGUAUUCCAAUGCUAAGAAUCUGAGCGCCGGUGAAAUCCGCAAUCCGGGGUGGGGAUAUUGGAGGAGACGUUCAUUUUUCCCUUGUGGAUGCAUAGUGCCGUAGGGGUCGCUGGUGUACACAGUCUGUUUUCUAUUUGUUAAUAAAAAACAAUCUACAGCAUCAUUGCCUAAUUCUUGAUGUUAAUAAAUUUGAAUA
Molecule: messenger RNA, 7489 nt
Organism: Gopherus flavomarginatus (Mexican gopher tortoise)
Lineage: Eukaryota; Metazoa; Chordata; Testudines; Testudinidae
Gene: PTPRF
Product: protein tyrosine phosphatase receptor type F
Exons: 36
Coding region: 266-6010 (1914 amino acids)
Biological process (GO): protein dephosphorylation
Molecular function (GO): protein tyrosine phosphatase activity; protein binding
Source: RefSeq, a predicted model, not a curated record